CCCUCGGGCGCCCGGGGCCCGGAGUCCGGCCUGGGGGCGCAGCCGAGCUCGGGCGGGGCCGGGGCCGCGGUGGCGAUGCUCUGGGCCGGGUAAGGCCGGGAGCGCCGGGCAGCUGAGGCGGGGGGCGAGCCCUUCCCCGGGGCGGCCGCGUCCCCGGGCCCGCCGCGAUGCUGUUCCACAGUCUGUCGGGCCCCGAGGUGCACGGGGUCAUCGACGAGAUGGACCGCAGGGCCAAGAGCGAGGCUCCGGCCAUCAGCUCCGCCAUCGACCGCGGCGACACGGAGACGACCAUGCCUUCCAUCAGCAGUGACCGGGCCGCGCUGUGUGCCGGCUGUGGGGGCAAGAUCUCCGACCGCUACUACCUGCUGGCGGUGGACAAACAGUGGCACAUGCGUUGCCUCAAGUGCUGCGAGUGCAAGCUCAACCUGGAGUCGGAGCUCACCUGCUUCAGCAAAGACGGCAGCAUCUACUGCAAAGAAGAUUACUACAGGCGGUUCUCCGUGCAGCGCUGCGCCCGCUGCCACCUGGGCAUCUCGGCCUCGGAGAUGGUGAUGCGCGCUCGGGACUUGGUUUACCACCUCAACUGCUUUACGUGCUCCACGUGCAACAAGAUGCUCACGACCGGCGACCACUUCGGCAUGAAGGACAGCCUGGUCUACUGCCGCUUGCACUUCGAGGCGCUGCUGCAGGGCGAGUACCCGGCACACUUCAACCACGCCGACGUGGCGGCGGCGGCCGCGGCGGCCGCAGCGGCGAAGAGCGCGGGGCUGGGCUCGGCCGGGGCUAACCCGCUGGGCCUUCCCUACUACAAUGGCGUGGGCACCGUGCAGAAGGGGAGGCCGAGGAAGCGCAAGAGUCCGGGGCCGGGGGCAGACCUGGCUGCCUACAACGCUGCGCUGAGCUGUAACGAGAACGACGCGGAACACCUGGACCGUGACCAGCCCUACCCCAGCAGCCAAAAGACGAAGCGCAUGCGCACCUCCUUCAAGCACCACCAGCUUCGGACAAUGAAGUCUUACUUUGCCAUUAACCACAAUCCCGAUGCCAAGGACUUGAAGCAGCUCGCGCAAAAGACCGGCCUCACCAAGAGAGUCCUCCAGGUCUGGUUUCAGAAUGCCCGGGCCAAGUUCAGGCGCAACCUUUUACGGCAGGAAAACACGGGCGUGGACAAGACCUCGGACGCCACGCUGCAGACAGGGACGCCGUCGGGGCCCGCCUCGGAGCUGUCCAACGCCUCGCUCAGCCCCUCCAGCACUCCUACAACCCUCACAGACUUGACUAGCCCCACCCUGCCGACUGUGACGUCAGUCUUAACUUCUGUGCCUGGCAACAUGGAGGGCCACGAGCCCCACAGCCCUUCACAAACGACUCUUACCAACCUUUUCUAAUGACUCGCCACCCCCUUCUCCCCAAGCGCCCCACGAUUUCUUUAAAAAAGAAAUUAUCUUUAGUUGAAUUCCAAGUGUAUUUUAAAAAUAGAGGUUUGAGCAACUAACUAACCACGUUUUAGGAUCUCGCCUGGAAACAGAGGGAAAAAAAAAAAAAGAAUUGUGCGUCGGGCUAACGCAGCGGUGUGUGCUAAGGAAUUACUUGGGAGAUAUAUUGCAACACAACAUUUGUGACCCUGUACAGUUUUGUGGACUGAGCGAGGAAAACAACAAAUAAUUUAAGUUGGCUGAGAGCUUCCGUAUUUUCAAAGACUGCCACGUGCCUUAGGAAUACUGUUUUAUCUUCGUACUUUGGAUGAAUUGUUCGUUUUUUUCCCUCUCCCUCUUUUUCUCUCUGUAUAUUUAUGACCAGAGCAAAAUGUAAAAAAGGAAAAAAAAAAACCAACAAAAAAAGUUUGUUACUUUGAAUAGUCCUAAAAAGAAAAAGGAAAAAAAAAAUCAACCCCCCUCCAACGGUCGCUUUCUUGUUUUAGAAUUUUAAGGUGGAAGUCUGUUCGGAUAUCAGAAUUUGUAAAACCUAACCAGUAAUAAAAUCACUUAU
Molecule: messenger RNA, 1989 nt
Organism: Psammomys obesus (fat sand rat)
Lineage: Eukaryota; Metazoa; Chordata; Mammalia; Rodentia; Muridae
Gene: Lhx2
Product: LIM homeobox 2
Exons: 5
Coding region: 168-1388 (406 amino acids)
Biological process (GO): regulation of transcription by RNA polymerase II; neuron differentiation
Cellular component (GO): nucleus
Molecular function (GO): RNA polymerase II transcription regulatory region sequence-specific DNA binding; DNA-binding transcription factor activity, RNA polymerase II-specific
Source: RefSeq, a predicted model, not a curated record